This is a messenger RNA of Purpureocillium lilacinum, 1209 nucleotides long. The record is from RefSeq and is a predicted model, not a curated record. Lineage: Eukaryota; Fungi; Ascomycota; Sordariomycetes; Hypocreales; Ophiocordycipitaceae.
AUGGACCUCACGCCUUCCCCAGUCAUCCCGUCGCCAGCACUGUCGCACCACCAAAAGCAGCAGCAGCAACAGCAGCAACAGCAGCAACAACAGCAACAACAGCAGCAACAACAGCAGCAACAACAGCAACAACAGCAACAACCGCCGCCGCUGCCGCCACAGAAUCGCCACCAAGAAGCACAGCAACACCGACAGCACCAGCAACAACACGCAACACCACACUAUGGCAUGGUUCCAAACCGUUCCUCAGCACCAUCGGCGGCCAGAUAUCCUCCUGCCGCCCUCUUUGACCUCGAUCGAGGCUCCUCUUCGAUGACCAGCCGGCCACUUCUAGGUCGGCCGCACCAGGCUAUAGCACCGAGGACCAUCACCGAGCCACAGUGGGAGUAUUCUCACCAGCUACCUCCGGUACUUGCCGCCAGCCAUGAGCUCUUCUCCAACUACGACGUGGUUCAGCCCCAGGAACCGGUUGCUGAAAUCUACCACGCCCAUCCGUCUCCUAAUCAGGAAUGGGCGGCGCGGCACGCGGCACACAUUGCAGGGGACAGAACUGUGCAUCCCGUCGUCCAUAGCAGUGAGUUCGCAUACGCCCCGCAUGACGUCGGCAUGCUGGGAGUGAACCCGCACGAUCCGCCCUCCGGACCAUCGUCACACCAAGCACUGACCCUGCCAACAUGCCCCUCCGACGAUGCUGCCGACACCCUCCUGAGCACUUCGAUCAACGCGUUCCCUUCGCAGUCGCCACCGCGUUUCGUCACGCAAGGGUGGAUAAGGCCCGGCGACAGCAACCUCCUGCCGCAAGGAGUGCCGUCGGCGUCGACCGCGCCAGCUUCUGCCGCUCCCAAUUCCACCCGGACGCGACGUGCGCCUCGAAAGCACACUACGAAAGAGGAGGCCAACUUCCAGUGUACUGUUGAGGGUUGCGGCAAGUUCUUCAGUCGCAGUUACAAUUACAAGUCACAUCUCGAAACUCAUGACGACCAACGUGAAUACCCCUUUCCGUGUCUGGUGAGCGGCUGCAAUAAGAAGUUUGUUCGGAAAACCGAUCUUCAGCGACAUCACCAGAGUGUCCAUGUCAAGGAGCGUAAUCACCGUUGCGACUACUGCGGCCGGCUCUUCGCCCGCAAAGACACCUUGCGGAGGUCAGUCGAUACCACGUCCUGUCCCGCUGCGUCUACGUUGAACGCUGACACUGGGCGCUUAAUCUAG